Drosophila takahashii is the source of this 1050-nucleotide messenger RNA. RefSeq names its product E3 ubiquitin-protein ligase rfwd3.L-like. Gene Ontology annotation, molecular function: ubiquitin-protein transferase activity. Gene Ontology annotation, biological process: protein ubiquitination; interstrand cross-link repair. The record is from RefSeq and is a predicted model, not a curated record. Gene Ontology annotation, cellular component: nucleus. NCBI's taxonomy places the organism in Eukaryota, Metazoa, Arthropoda, Insecta, Diptera, Drosophilidae.
UUUCAUUUGAUUGUAUUGUAGAAGACACACGUUAAAUUGUUGAUAACAAAUAAAAUCAGGGAACUCCCAGAGAAUCCAAAUUACCAUGUCGAUUCAAAAGAAUUCUCUUGAUCUCGAUGACGCCUACGACGCUGAAGAAUUUCAAUGGCUAAUCGAGUGGUACAAUCAUUUUUACCUGGCGGCCGACAAGGACGAUCCGGCUUUGCGAAUGAAAAAGCUCAAACUGAAGUUGCGUCAAACUAAGGACCAGUUAAAGGAUGCUCUUAGGACUAACCAGGAACUCCGGAGGAACAAUGAAAAGUUGGCCUACGACUUUUACACACAAAAACUAAAACUGGAAGAAGGAGAUAAGAAAACCCCCUUGUCGGUGCAUCGGGACCAAGAACAGCAGAUAACCCUUGAACAGUUGACUCACGAACUCCAGUUCGUAAUUACGCAAAAGGAACAGCUUACGAUUGAGCGCGAUGGGAUGAUAUUGCAGUUGGAGGAGCAGGAGGCCAGGUAUAAAGGAAUGGUGGAUAAACUGGAGCAGCAGAUCCACUCGAUGCAGGUCAUCAUUUCGGAGUCGCAGCAGGAAAUCUGUCAGAAGGAGGAAAUGCGUAGCCAAUUGCUCCUGAAACUCGAGAAUCAGGCGCAAAUGCAUCUGCAACAAAUUGGGGCACAGAACCCGAGUCUUGAGGAGACCGAUGUGGACAGCAUUACUUGCCCUAUUUGCUGGGAGGCCUGGGAUGCGGAAGGAAGCCAUCGAGUCGUUUCUCUGGCUUGUGGCCAUCUCUUCGGGGACGCGUGCAUUCGAAGUUAUAUAGUACAAAGUGCCAACUGUCCAAUUUGCAGGCAGGCAGCAGAUAUCCAAGAUAUUCGCCGUAUAUUCGGUCGUCAAGUCAUGCCCAACCCAGCAAAUUAAUUUAUUACGUUGUAAAACAAGAAAUUUUUUUAGUGACCCGGAGCAAUAUCUAUAUUUGUGAUAAUAGUCACUGGACGAGACGAUAUCGCCAUGCCCGCAUGUUUUAAUACUCAUGUUUUAAUAAUAGAGGCCGCAGUUUAAACAAG